Messenger RNA from Radiomyces spectabilis, 1351 nucleotides. RefSeq lists its product as uncharacterized. NCBI's taxonomy places the organism in Eukaryota, Fungi, Mucoromycota, Mucoromycetes, Mucorales, Radiomycetaceae. The coding region runs from base 377 to 1216 and encodes 279 amino acids. The record is from RefSeq and is a predicted model, not a curated record. The transcript has a single exon.
AUCUUCGCUCACUCUUCUUUCUUUUUUUCUUUCCACAAGCCAAUAGGUCUUUUUUUUUGUUUUUCUUUAUCGUCCAGUAGAUAUUGAGAAAACAGUGAAAAAAAGACUACAAAGGGAAAAGAAAAACAAGUUUUGAUAAAGGAAGUCUUUACAAAAAGCGAAAAGAAAAAGCGAGCUACUCAAAAGCAACAACCAAGCAGACGUAACUUUCUGUUGCUUUAAGACUCGACCGCGCCUCAUUACCAACAAGUACUACAAAACUUCGCACACCAUUCCGCCGCAAGUUUUGCAAGCUUCUUAUUCUGAAAAAUCAUCUCAAAAUGAAUCACACCCAAUUCAAUACCACCAUGCCGUCCAUUGCUCAACCAGCGAUGCCAUGCAACCAAACCACGUAUCAAGGCAACGGUUUCCUGACAGCGACCUUGUCCGGUCGCCCUACUUCCAUUCACGGGCCAUGCCAGAAGAUGCCACUACCGAAUUUUAUCCUCGUGUACCAGGAAUUGCCACCAUAAUGUAUCCCACUGCCUUAAACCAUGUAUCUCAAUGUUCCCCACCUACUGACACUGCUUUCACGGAUUUCCCCCUUUCGCAUUCUUCUAUUUAUUCUCCUUCUCCUUCGUUAUUUUCUUCCUCUUCCAACUCGCCUUCCCCUUCAACUUCGUCUUAUUCUACUUUUCUUCCUCACCGUUCUUCUUACCCAGCAUCUUCUGGCCCCGUUAAUGUUUCCGAAUUUUCUAUUGUACCGCCUUCUGAUCAGUCCUCGCCUGAUCAUCUUUUUUCCUCUUCUUCCAGCUCAGCUUUGUCCCGGUAUCCAACUCGUCAUCAACGCUUGGAACGACCUCACCCGUAUGCUCAUAGACCCGCUCGUUCUACUCGACGAUUCUCGACCAUUAAACCGACCCCACCCUGUUCAUGGCAAGACCAUAAGCAGCAGAUUGAUACUAUUUCCGAAAACGAUUACAACGAACCCUUGUCUUUGUUCGGCGCCAUCCCCGAACCUGUUACUGACUAUUCUUUAGCACCUCUGUUACCAUCCUCUGGAGCGUCUUUUGUAUUGAAUGAUGAUGAUGCCGUGUUUGAAGAAAUUCAACAGUUUACCGAUGCUCUCAUCCCAGCUGCUCAAGAUAUUCCUUCACCACCACCAUCACCAUUGAUAACCUAUUCCGAUGCCCAAGACGAUGAAGAUGUUUUUGAAGAUUUCGCAUUAUUCCCAUGAUAAUGUGUGAACACAUCUUUUUCUUUUCUUUUUCUUUUUCUCUCUGUUAUUUUCUAUUUUCCUCUUGAUUACUAUUUUUUUUGCGUUUCUACCUUUGCGGGCUCGAAUGUUUUUUUUUUUUUAUAUAAUCUCAUU